This is a messenger RNA of Ruditapes philippinarum (Manila clam), 1074 nucleotides long. RefSeq lists its product as uncharacterized. The transcript has 4 exons. The record is from RefSeq and is a predicted model, not a curated record. NCBI's taxonomy places the organism in Eukaryota, Metazoa, Mollusca, Bivalvia, Venerida, Veneridae. Bases 31 to 969 code for a protein of 312 amino acids.
GUUUAUUCAGUUGUAAAAUAGUUGUCAAAGAUGGAGGUCCGUGGAUUAUUUUGCUGCCAGAUUAUUGUGUUUGGAAUUGCAUUAUUGGUUCAGAAUUGUGUGGGGUUUUGUUUUCGAGCAAACUUGAUGGCUGAGAUGACUGUAUCAAGAAGACUACGCUAUUAUUGUGAAUACAAACCGUUGCAGGGUUCGAGCAUGCGGCUUUUCCCAGGCUCGAACUUGUACCUGGUAGAUCAGUGUUUGGACUGUAAAUGCACUAUGGACGGACUUCAGUGCUGCGGAUUUGGACAUGCAGGAGGAGCUAUCGCGUUUAGGAAAGACUGUAAGAUGUUACUUGAUGGAUGUCAGCCUCUAAUAGUGAAGAAAGACAAUCAUACAUUAGACUGUUUCACAGGUAAACCCAUCAACAUAACAGCCUUGUCAGAACAGCUUCCUCAUCCAGAUAACAUGUAUAUAUUUGAAACUUUUAAAACUCCCGAACAAACGCCAGCAGAAAAUGUCACACCUCCUGUAGAAGCACCGCCUCCAUUGAUAACCACAACUAUAUCACCGAACCAAUCAGCUUCUUCGACAUCAUUAGCCACUCCUACAACGAACGCAACAGAAACGAAAGGACAUGCACUAAUCUCCAGUACAUCAAAUACGCUAGCCUCAACGCCGCCAACCAUCCAAGAAACAACAACAGCCGGCGUACCAGCAACAGAUGCAGUUGCAAUAACAGCUACCGCAGACCAACAAUCUCCUCCCCAAAAUAACAUCCUCCGACCUACUUUUGCAGACUAUUUGCAAUAUCUAAUGUUUACAAGAAACACAGCGCCGGACUUCUCUGGACAGUCUUUAUUCCCGCCAUAUUUAAAUACAGGAAGUAAUGUGCGAGAAACUUCAUUUCUGCCCGCGCAGCCGCCUCAGCAGCAACCAAAUAACUUGUGGCAGCCAGAUUACUUUUUGCCCUGGUUUUGGUUUUUAUAGACUGUGUUAACUUGCCAUAAAUGAUGCAUAACUUCAUCAAACUAUAUCAGGGACAUAUCCUGGCUAUGAUGUCAAAGAAAUAAAUCUCAAGUUUUUUUGGUUAAA